AUAACAUAAGUUCAUUGGGAACCAAAUAAUUCAGCCGCCAUUAUUAUACGCCAUGUGAGGGGUCAAAGUCGAACAACGGCACAGACCAGAGAAAGCUCUUGUGUGCUAAUCCAAUUUGGGGACUCAGGGAUACAAAGUACACAAAACCUGCUUCCUGCGAAUAAACACGCUUCGGUGGACAUCAUGGCGGCCGCACCUAACAAACAGGCCGCAACAGGUUUCAAUUUAGACAAAUUUUGCGUCGAGAACUCACUUCACCAGAAAGUUGUCGACUAUCUUAAGAACGAAGAGUUCACAACGCCGGAACUUUUGACUUGUUUCGGCGAAGAAGACAAGGAGUGUUUACGUUCGGACGGCGUAGGGAAGGCCCACAUACGGAAACUUGAAGCUGCUAUCAGAACAUUGCAGGUGCCCCCCUCCCAACAUUCCCAAGGGCCAGGGCAUGUAGCCACCGACCAACACACCCCUGAAGCCAACGAAGAGUUACUACCAACACCUCAUUCUCCUCACGACGCCACGGGUCAUGUUGCUCAAGAUAUGCGGCAGUAUGAACCACAGAGGCUGGAACCUGAGUCUAUCUCCACCCAAAAGCCAGUGCCAAAGCCAAAACCAAAACCAAAACCAAAGCCAAAGCCAGCCAUUCUUCCUAAACCUGUUCGAGGGCCCCCUCCUGCUCUGCCUCCUAAGCCAAAGAAGUCCGUGUCGUCUCAAGAAUUGACGAGCGAGACAGAUGGACAACCUAUCCCAGAUGAAGCGACGCAGUUACACGAAGCAGAGCCUGUCUCCGAGCCCCCUGCUGCCCCCGUACCAGAACCGUUGCCUCAUCCGAACCGCAGAAAGCAAUCCAGCACGGACCAAGGACAGCAAUCAGCAGCCGAAGCAGAUAAUAUCCCCGAGAAGAAGAUGUCAAUCCAAGAGAUGACACCAAGCGAUGUCAAGGAACUUUUUCAAAGUGAUCCAGAAGUAGAAGUAUACGGAGAACUAUUUCGAGAAAAUGAGAUCGACGGAACAACUCUUCUGGAACUGGACGACAAAAUGCUGAAAGAAGAUCUUGGGAUAAAAGCCUUGGGGACCAGGAUGAAGAUCAAGAGGAAGAUUUCUUCACUGAUGAAUCUGUAUGGAGCCAAGCCCCAGGCAAAAACAACUGGGACAAUCUCCUCAAAACCUGCUCCUGUUAAGAACUUUAGGGUAGAGUACUAUGACGACACGUCGGUGAAAAUUGCAUGGGAUUCAUCGGAGGAAGCGGUAGAUGGGUACAAGCUUGAAAUUACGAAGAUAACAGAGCCAGUUGUCGUAGUGCAAAGGCGAAGGUUGUCACGAGAACUGACGUCGGUAUCUUGCAGUUCCCUACAGGAGAGCACAAGAUACACCAUCAAACUAGUGGCCCUAUCUGGGGGUUCGGAGAGUGAUCCAGUCAUUGAAACCAUCUGCACAAGCGAAGGAUACACAGACACCAUCCCUAACCGAAGAGAAACGGACACCGCACUGAGCGAUCAGGCAGGUUCGUCGAGCCUUGAUUCCCUGACUACCGGACCAUUAUAUCAGCACCUACGAAGCGAGCGGACACCAUCCAUUCACAAGGGGCCUAGGUAUGAAACUCCGGUGGUCUUCUGGAAUUCAAGUCUCGGACAGAGUUGGUCAAGUCUCCCUGAAGUCAUCCAGAGCAACGUCAAGUACGACAUGACCACAAAGCAACGGCAACUUCAAGAGGCUAUCUUUGAAGUCUUGAAGACGGAGGGGUCCUAUCUUCACAGUAUGACCGUCUUUGUCGAGCAUUUCAUGUCAGAUGAGGAAUUGAGAAGUUCGAUCACGCCCAGUGAAUACAAGGCACUGGUGUCAAAUUCAAGAGAAGUAUUGAAGGCAAGUCAGCUGUUCUUCAACGACUUGAAGGCCAGGCAACAAGAAAAUGUUGUCAUCACUGAUGUUUGUGACAUCAUCGCCAAUCACGCCAAGAAGGGUUUUAUGGUUCCCUACAAGAACUACUGCAAGAACCUGCCUCAUCAGGAGAACACCUUAAAGUCACUUACUGAAGGAACACAGAGCCAGGAACUGAAUCAGAAUUUCUGUGAUGCCCUGAAGAAACUGGAGCUCGAUGAAAGGUGUGGGAAAUUGCCAUUCAGUUCGUUUCUGCUGCUACCGAUGCAGCGCAUCACUCGGUUCCCGCUACUGGUGGCACGGAUCAUGAACUAUAGAGAGAUGGACACGGAGCUCUUUGACAAGGCUUUAGAGGCACUGACAGCGGUGAGAGAAGUCUCCAAGCAGUGUAACCAAGCCACCCGCAAAGAACAACAGAUGAUGGAGUUAGAAGAUCUCGUCAAGAAGCUACACUUUGACAAAGUCAAUCCAAACUUCUCACUUCUGAACAAGGAGCGGUCAAUCGUCAAACAGGGUGAACUAACAUGGAUUCCAGGAAGAGGAAAGAAGACGAAGAUUCACGUCGUGCUCCUGACUGACUAUCUCUUGGUGACAAAGAAGAAGGAGAAGAUGGGCAGUGUCUUCAGCCUGAGGAACUUCUGCAAGCGGGAUCGCGUGAACGUACGUGAGAUUGACCGGAUCUAUGACAGUUGUGAAGAUCUCUCAGUUGCCAAGAAGGAGCAGAAAGGUUUCAUGUCCUGGUUCUGGUCUAAACCAGUAGAAGAGAACUUCAAGUUCAGUGUGACUCUCCUCGAGGACUGCAAAGGGAAGCAAGAAGAAAUGGUGUUCGCAGCCAAGUCUCCAAGUGAGCUAACACGUUGGGUUGAAGCGUUCCGACAGCUGGCUACAGAUGAGGACGGAGGGAGGGUCUACCCGAAAGAGAACUGUCCUAUUGUUAGAGUCAUCCUCCGCAGGGAUCCAGAGGAGCCUGACGAGCUGUCUCUCGAAGAAGGAGACACCCUGUUUGUCUUGCGUAAGAAGCCGGACGGUUGGUGGUUCGGAGAGACCAUGCACGAUGAGAAGCAAGGAUGGUUUCCGGCUACGGUCGUGGAAGAGGUCAGGGAGAGCGACCACUUCCAGGGCAAGGAGCUCAAGAGAGAAUUCAGCAAGAGUCAACUGAAACUAGACAAGGAAACAGGCCUUGAUAAGCACACAUACACCGUGCUCUUCGACUACAAAGCACAAAUGGCAGAGGAUCUCAGUAUCCAGAAGGACCAACAGUUGAAAAUCCUUGAUUACGGGAAUGGACAGUGGUACAAGGCUCAGUCGUUAGACACCCUGGAGGUGGGGUGGGUUCCUUCAAACUACCUGACGCCUCUUGACGAACUGCAAGCACACGAAUGGUUCGCAGGACCAUUGGACCGAAGAGACACAGAUAAUCGUCUUCUUUCUGAUGUCAACCCAGUCGGUACUUUCCUAGUGAGAAGUAGAGAAGACAUCGGCGCCGGCGAAACAGGCACACACAUGUACACGAUAUCGGUGCUGCGCAACAAGACUGGAAACAACAGAGUGAACCACUUCAAGGUGCAAAAGUCCACUGAGGGAAAAGUGUUUGCUGUUGCUGGCGUGGAGUUUGACAGCCUGAAGGAACUGGUAGAACACUAUCUUGAGGAAGGUCGAAUCGGCAGUUGCACAAUGAGUACUCCAUGUCCAGCAGCAAAGUCAGACGUUCCACAGUCACAUGCCGAAAUCUGGGAGAUUUCACGAGACAACAUCAGGCUUCAGAAGAAGAUAGGACAAGGCAACUUUGGGGAUGUGUUUCAAGGUCUGUCAAUUUGGUACCAUUCUUCAGCCAAAAAUCUUUCAACGCAAAGUACAAUAGAGUACAAAGAAGAGUAAAAAUAACCGAGAUAGAGUCUUUAGGAUUAGAUGAAGCAGCCAACUGAGGACACAGAUUGCGCGCAUGCGACGAAUAUUUAGAUGAUGCCGUUGAAGGUGGUUCAUGGC
This is a messenger RNA of Branchiostoma belcheri (Belcher's lancelet), 3861 nucleotides long. RefSeq names its product rho guanine nucleotide exchange factor 26-like. Gene Ontology annotation, biological process: activation of GTPase activity. The record is from RefSeq and is a predicted model, not a curated record. The transcript is spliced from 8 exons. Bases 184 to 3753 code for a protein of 1189 amino acids. Gene Ontology annotation, molecular function: protein binding; guanyl-nucleotide exchange factor activity. NCBI's taxonomy places the organism in Eukaryota, Metazoa, Chordata, Leptocardii, Amphioxiformes, Branchiostomatidae.